This is a messenger RNA of Pungitius pungitius (ninespine stickleback), 714 nucleotides long. It is a transcript of the gene mrpl34, whose product is annotated as mitochondrial ribosomal protein L34. Gene Ontology annotation, biological process: translation. Gene Ontology annotation, molecular function: structural constituent of ribosome. NCBI's taxonomy places the organism in Eukaryota, Metazoa, Chordata, Actinopteri, Perciformes, Gasterosteidae. Bases 99 to 473 code for a protein of 124 amino acids. Gene Ontology annotation, cellular component: mitochondrial large ribosomal subunit; ribosome. The record is from RefSeq and is a predicted model, not a curated record. The transcript is spliced from 2 exons.
ACUCCCAUCCAAUCAUCUUGCUUCAUAUUCGCAGGAAGCUGGCAGGCCUGUGACAUUCACCGUUUCCAUGUCUGUGUCAACUGUAUAAAUAUCUGAAGAUGAACCUCGUACGGGCGUCCUUUUCCCGACUGGGUGGAAUGCGCAAUUCCACUAGCAUUCUUGCAGGAAACUUUGCAGUAACAGGCAACUCUCACCUUAGAAUGUUCAGCAACUGGUUUGUGCCCAGAGCAGCUGCAGGACCUCAGAUUUCCAGAUGUGGGCCACUUUGUUCACAAGCAGAGGGUGGAGGAGUGUUCCAACAGCUUCCGUGGCAAUACCAGCAGGUGCGGACCAGGAAGAGGGGCACAGAAUAUCAGCCCAAGAACAUCAAACGUAAGAGGACACACGGCUGGAUCAAGAGGAUGAGCUCACAAAGUGGCAUCGAGGUGGUCCUGCGCCGUAUGUUAAAGGGACGGAAAUCACUCUCUCACUGAAGGACCUUGUUGGAAAACCUGAAACCUUCAGAAAACAGACAUUGGUUCAGCCAUUGCUCAGCAAAUGUUGUGUAUUUGGUUCAAAGGCUUUACUAUACUGAGUUGGUUGGGUUUGAUUUCCCUGCAUUUAUAAACUUGCCUUCAACAAACAAUUGGCAUUUGCCUUUGGUAAGAAGAAGCUUGUAGUUUCACCCAGUGAAUUUGUAAAGUGUGUAUGUCAUUAUUAAAUCAGAUCUAUGGA